CAAACAAACACACACAUUUAUAAACAACUACGGUAUUUACAUCAACAUCCGCUAUCGAACUCAGUUUCCAGUCUCAUGUGCUCUCAUUCUGAAGAAACAGUCAAGGCAAGAACAACAUUUAUAUGAUUUAAAAAGAAAUAUGGCCACUUAUUUCAUCAUCAUCACACUGUUUCUAUCUACCAACGCUAAAGUGAUGCGGAACAACGCGCUUAUGACGAAAAUGGUGUCGAAAUUCCACAAAGAAAUAGAACCCUCGGUAGAGGACAUAAAACCUGAAUCCAUUUUGAAUAGAAUGCAAACACUCCUAUGCAAGAACUUCCAAUCAGUUCCCUGCGAAAUGAUCACGCAAGACACUGCUCUGCGAAGGCUGAUUGAGCAAUCGAUACAACAAAUAAACUACAAGAAACACAAACUGGAGAAAACAACCUCACCAACUACGUACCUAACACUGUUCCCUAUCCUUAACGACGACGCAACCCCCGUCAAACAUAAGCCCCGCGUGAGGAAAAGCAAAACAAAACACAACUACAAAAGCAAAGACACGCGAACCGUUUUCAACAGGAAGAAGAUGAGGAAAUUCUAUCCGCACAAAGUGAAAUACAAAGAUAAAAAUGCAAACGUAAAGAAGGACUUCGGCGACUAUUCUGAGGAUAAGCUCUCUAUGUCGGUGGAAGUACCGGAUAUGACGUUGACCAAAAGGCACCAGCAUUUAUCUUACAAGGUGGAGCCAGCCGAGCCACCGGUCUGGCGCAUCGAUUACAUGAAACACGGUGAACCCAGUUUGAACAUGUUCGGCUUUGAAGAUAGACUGAAAGACAAAAUAAUAAAGGGCCCAAGUGUCCCCGUCGCCGACGUGGCGGAGCGAAACGAUGCUCACGUGAAUAAGAAUUUCGUAAGGAAGGACAAUGCGAAUCUUGAUUCUGAUAUUGUUGAAUAAAAUUAAUUAAAUAUAACA
Zerene cesonia (dogface butterfly) is the source of this 955-nucleotide messenger RNA. RefSeq lists its product as uncharacterized. The record is from RefSeq and is a predicted model, not a curated record. NCBI's taxonomy places the organism in Eukaryota, Metazoa, Arthropoda, Insecta, Lepidoptera, Pieridae. Bases 140 to 937 code for a protein of 265 amino acids. The transcript has 2 exons.